This is a messenger RNA of Pomacea canaliculata, 895 nucleotides long. Its product is annotated as CD109 antigen-like. Lineage: Eukaryota; Metazoa; Mollusca; Gastropoda; Architaenioglossa; Ampullariidae. The transcript is spliced from 7 exons. The record is from RefSeq and is a predicted model, not a curated record. Gene Ontology annotation, molecular function: endopeptidase inhibitor activity. The coding region runs from base 17 to 817 and encodes 266 amino acids.
ACCACCGUCUUUUAAAAUGCAAGCCCCAUGGAUAGAAGAUCCAUCGGCGAUUACUGAUGAUGAAGCAGUGAUGCUCCCAGGGGAUACAAAUAUCGAAGAAGAAGCGAAAGAUAAAAACCCCGAAAUUGCGGUACAAAAGAUUCGAACUUAUUUCCCGGAACGAUGGCUGUGGGAUCUUGUCAUUAUUGGAUCAAGUGGGGUUGUUGAGAAAAAAGUUAGUGCCCCGGACACUCUCACAACCUGGCUAACAUCAGCCUUUGCUGUGCAUCCUCUGUAUGGACUCUCCGUCACCGCCCAGGCUGCAGAGCUCACCACAUCUCAAGACCUGUUUGUCAGCUUGGACUUGCCAUAUUCUGCUGUACGGGGAGAGGAUGUCUGUCUCAAAGCUGCUGCCUUCAAUUACCAUAACAAACCUUUACAAAUGCGGAUGAUGUUGGGUCAGGCUGAUGGCUUGGAGAACGUUGUUCUGGAGCCAGCAGCACUUGACUCUAGCAAGCUUGUGGAGACUCGACGUUCAGUCAUGGUGACACGAGACCUCGGUCUUGUGGCACCUAACACGACGAAAGAAACAGAUUUUUGCUUCACACCAACAAAAGUAGGCGACCUGCCUAUCCGUGUUAAUCUUACAUCGUCUGUUCCUGGCGAUGGGGUAGAGUAUACCCUAAAGGUAGAGCCUGAGGGAUCGCCUCAAGUACAGACAGUCACUGUUCUCCUUGACGCCAAGCCUAAUAUAAGUGUUUACGAAAUAUGUCCCUCUGAACUGCCCCUCUACAACGGUUCAAGGGUCACAGGUCAUCACUGUCAGCGUGUCAGGUGACCUGCUGGUACCUGUCAUCUCUAAUCUGGAAACGAUACUGGCUUUGCCUAAUGGAUGUGGAGAACAAAACAUGAUCUC